UAAUUGAAAAAAAAAAAUAUUUCCGAGCACGAGCUCGAGCUCCUCAACAAUGUCGCGAAGCUCCUCCCUCUUCGUCCUCCUCCUCUUUGUCUUCGUCUUCUUCCUCCUCGCGAAGGUAUCGGAGGAGUCGAAGCGCACGGUGAGCAUCCCCGACGAGCUCGACGACGUGGUGGACGACGAGGAGGACGAGGAAUGGCGGCGGUGGGGGGAGAAGCGGCGGGGACCGCAGCGGAGCUCCUCUGAGCCCCCGCCAGAUUUCUCCCGUAUGCGCCCCUCCGAGAUCCAGGCCGAGUUGAUGCGGAGCCACACCGGGCCCUCCUACGGAUUCGUCAAGCUCCGGUUGGGAGUCUCGCGCUCUAGGGAGGAAAUACCUGAAAUUGCUAUGAAAUGGAGCAAAUUACUGAGAACUGGCUCUGUGGAGACCAAGUUCAUGGCUUUCGAUCUGAGUACCAUCAUGUUCACUCUGGAGAGGGGGCAAGAUAUAGAAGAGCUGAAAGAGUUUGUCCUGAGCCAGCCGGAGGCAUAUGAGAUGAAGAUCGGGGAUCUAGUCUAUCGAAGGCCUGGAGAUCCUCCUCUCGACGAAGUCAUUGAGAUGCUGAGGAGAAAGAGGAGUGUUGCUGAGAACCAAGCUUCUACUGAAGAUCAUGUUGGUUACGAAGAUGAGUUGUAGAAUUGCUUCGAGGCCGCCUUUGUGUCACCAAUAGAAAGGAAGAUAUAAUCAAGUCUUUACUACGUUAUUGAAUUAUAACAUCAUAAUAAUAGGUUGAAAUUCAAUCAAUUCUUUCCUACUUUAGGUUGUCAAGAGUGAAGAAUGGAAGUGUGUACUCGCCACUAGCGACAUUGCAAUUAUCAAUGUUGAUACUACUUUUGCAUCACCUUGGAAAGUUGCUAGCAAAAUUUUGCCUCAUCUUCAAGUUCUAUGGUCCAGAAUCCUGAUGAGAUGUGGGCUUACUCUGUUUCUUCAUAGAACACUAAUGUAGUUCAAGUUCUUAGUU
Messenger RNA from Ananas comosus (pineapple), 995 nucleotides. RefSeq lists its product as uncharacterized. Bases 50 to 670 code for a protein of 206 amino acids. Lineage: Eukaryota; Viridiplantae; Streptophyta; Magnoliopsida; Poales; Bromeliaceae. The transcript is spliced from 3 exons. The record is from RefSeq and is a predicted model, not a curated record.